CCUUAUGUGACAAAGGAAAACAUUUUUCUCACUCGAAUGCAAAACAUCGCUAUAAUAAGAAAUCCACGUAAACAAUACCAUGGCUUCUACUACAGAUGUUGAGGUUCGCGACAGUGUCAAGGAAUAUUACGGAAAGAGACUUCAGACUGUGGAUGAUCUUCAGACUCAGGCUUGUGUGGCUCCAGGAAGAAAGGUCACUAGGCCUGUCAAAGAGGCCAUAGAACUUGUUCAUGAAGUUAUUGCUUCAAAGUACUAUGGAUGUGGAAUGGUCAUCCCAGAGAAACUUAAAGGGAUGAAGAUUUUGGACCUCGGUUGUGGAAGUGGACGUGAUUGCUUCGCUCUCAGCAAAUUGGUUGGCCCAACAGGUCAUGUGACUGGCAUAGAUAUGACUGAUGAACAGAUUGAUGUGGCCCGCGAGUAUAUUGGCUACCACACCAACAAGUUUGGAUACACAAAACCAAACAUUGACUUUGUGAAGGGUUAUAUAGAGAAACUCACAGAAGCAGGACUGCCAUCAAACAACUAUGACAUCAUCGUAUCCAACUGUGUGAUAAACUUGUGUCCAGAUAAGAAAGCUGUUCUAAGGGAAUCCUACAACGUCCUCAAGGAAGGUGGUGAGCUUUUCUUCAGCGACAUAUAUGCUGAUCGAACUGUCGAUGAAUCUAUACGCAAAAAUAAAAUAUUAUGGGGGGAGGGCUGCGCUGGAGCUCUAUGGUGGAAUGAACUCCAUACCCUGGCUAGUGAAAUAGGCUUCAGUAAGCCCUAUAUGGUUAUUGCUAAUCCAAUCCCUGUGGACCGGGAGGACUUCAAGGCACUUUUAGGGGAUGUUAAAUAUGCAUCGGUGACCUAUCGCUUGUUUAAACUGCCGGCCAAAAAGUGUGAAGCUUCCCAGGUGACAUAUAAUGGAAAUAUACCUGGGUAUGAGGAGGAGUUCAACUUUGACCACAAAACUAAACUUAAGACCAAAGUUAUCAACUCCGUAGACGGUACCAUAGCAACAGUCUUUCGAUCAUCCAGGUUCAGUGGGGAGUUUGACAUUCAACCACAUCGCAAAGAAUCUGACUGCUAUGUAGAUUCCAAGUCUGAAGAUCCAUUCGUACACCUGGAAGAAAGGAACAAGAAAGAGGUCGUCGCAACAGACCAGUGUUGUAACAAUAACACAGGUUGUUAAGGACGGGUGCUACAGACAUCAAUGUUUGAAUGAACAUUUUCUGAAAUUCGCACACAUGUAUAUGUAUGCUGUAAACAUUCACAUCAGCAACACAUGCUAAUGCUGUAUUUUAAAUAAUCACUGUUGAAAAUCACUGUUACUGUAAUAAUCAAUAACCGUUGUAAAUAAUCAAUAACCAUUGUUAAUAACCAAUACCCAUUGUUUUUUUUUUAUAUUUGUUUUAUUUUUCCAAGGCAUAUUAUACAUAGGUACAUAUAUAUAUUUUACUUCGGAAACAUUUACAUACUUACUCACUCACUCUACAUUCUAUCUUUUUGACAUUCAAAUUAAUGUAUAUUGCAUCUAUUCACUCAAUUGUUCAGCUUUCACACUAUAUAUUCUUCCAAAACCUUUCAUAUUUAAUAUAACGUCAUAUGGUUUCACCCUCUCACCCUAACAAACAUACACACCUAACAUCAAUGGUAUAAGAUAAAAACAAACACAAAUACACGUGGACAGGAUACAAAUCAUAACAUUUAUAUUAUUUAAUCUUGAACAAAACGACAAAAAUCCAUAUAGACAUAUACAGACAUACAUAAAGAAGAGGAAAAGAAGGAGAAGGAAGAGAAGAAGGAUGAAAAGUGGAAGAAAGAAAGGAAGGAGAAGAAGAAAAGGAAGGGAGUACUUUGUAAUAUUUUAAAGUAUUUUUAUUCAAAGAUAGUACAAAAAAAAUAAAUAAAUAAAUAAAUAAAUAAAUAACAUACUUUACACAAUUUAUGCCAAAAGAGGAAAGGACUGGAUGGUAGACUUGUUACUAAAAAUGUAGAUUAACUCAAUUAUAUAUAUUUACUGCAAUUGUCAGACACUGGGAUUCCAGCAAAAGAAGAAGGUACCACAUGUAUGCGAUUAUUAAUAUUUAAUACAAAUAAAUGUGUAAUGUAUAAGUCAAUAAAACAGAUUAAAAAAGUAUUAUUCCAUAAUCUGCAAAAGUUUAUCCCAUUUUCUCCAUUCAGCCAAACAUUUGUUUUUUUCUUUUUCCCCUUUUUUAGAGCUACAAAAUUUUCUGACUUUAUAAUGAUCAUAAAUACAAUAGAGUAAAGAGUUGAUAUUUAAAGAUUUAUGCAGACAUCUGUUUCUGUAUAUGUAUUGUUUUAUAAUCAAAAUAAUUUGAUUAUCUACUUUAAAGGAUGGAUUUUUAUAAUCACCAUCAUAUUUACCAAAAAGCAUUGUUUUUUUAUUUAGUCUAAAGGGAAUAAAUAA
Molecule: messenger RNA, 2410 nt
Organism: Pecten maximus
Lineage: Eukaryota; Metazoa; Mollusca; Bivalvia; Pectinida; Pectinidae
Product: arsenite methyltransferase-like
Exons: 10
Coding region: 80-1171 (363 amino acids)
Molecular function (GO): methyltransferase activity
Source: RefSeq, a predicted model, not a curated record